Molecule: messenger RNA, 22564 nt
Organism: Coregonus sp. 'balchen'
Lineage: Eukaryota; Metazoa; Chordata; Actinopteri; Salmoniformes; Salmonidae
Source: the annotation of a GenBank genome assembly
AUGAACCACCUGUCCCUGAGUGAGCUGUGCUGCCUAUUCUGCUGCCCUCCAUGCCCCAGCAAGAUCGCCUCCAAGCUGGCCUUCCUGCCCCCGGAGCCCACCUACACCCUCAUGUGUGACGAGAGCGGAAGCCGCUGGACCCUGCACCUCUCUGAGCGCGCAGACUGGCAGUACUCGGCACGUGAGAAGGACGCCAUCGAGUGCUUCAUGACGCGCACUUCACGUGGCAACCGCAUCGCCUGCAUGUUUGUACGUUGCUCACCCAGUGCCCGCUUCACACUCCUCUUCUCGCACGGCAACGCCGUGGACCUGGGCCAGAUGAGCAGCUUCUAUAUCGGCCUGGGCUCACGCAUCAACUGCAACGUCUUCUCCUACGACUACUCGGGCUACGGGGCCAGCUCGGGGAAACCCUCGGAAAAGAACCUGUACGCCGAUGUGGACGCCGCCUGGCACUCCCUCAGGACACGGUAAGUAAGGGGACCAGGGGGGCGGAUGUGGGAGGCGAUGGUGGGGUGAGAUGGCAAAGAUGUCUGUGACGUUGACGUGUCCUACUAAGAGUUGUUGACUAUCUUUCCACCUUCAGCUCGCUCCAUGGCUUACACGCCCUUGGUUGGAAAGCGAGGUGGGGACAGCUUUUCUUUUUCGUUUUCAUUGAAUGAUGUUUGAAAAUGUGUAGGCUAGGGGCUGUUUCCUACACCCUCUACUUGUCCGCCCACUAGGCAAUGGUUUUCUGUUCAUGGGUUCCUCUAGCGGUCCCUUUGGCCCUCCGUCCAUCCAUUUAUCCAUCGCAAUGAAUUGAUCCCCAUGUAACCUCUACUCUCAACACUCCCAUCUCUCUCCCUUCUCUAUUCCUCCCUUUGUCCUCUAUGACAUCCCCUCCCCAGUGUGUUUUCUCUUGCUGACAGCUCUGCUCUGGGUCCCAUACUGACACACACACACACACACACAGCUUCCCUGUGUCUGCGCAUGUGCACGAUGUUUUGGCUGAAUAUUUAGUUUGUGGCUUUGUUUAUGCACAGUUUUUGUGGGGUGAAAUAAAAGUUAAUCCAGAUUUAUUUCCUGCAUCAUGAUGACAAAGCAACAAAUGAGUCAGAGAAGGGAAGGAAUGUCGAAAGACAGAAUAGAGUGACUAACACAGAGUGCCACUUGGGCCCAAAUUGCCCACCGUGAUGACAUUGACUAGAAUAAGUGGUCCUUCAUAUAAUAGGCCCCCUUUGGGGAAGUCUGAGAGUAAAGUUAAACAGGAAACUAUUACCAUACAGAGACUAGUCUACAUACAGCAGGUAAUACUGUAGCUAGGGCUGAGAAACCUGUCUGACUGCUACAACUUUUACAUUUGAGUCAUUUUAGCAGACUCUCUUAUCCUGAGCGACUUACAGUUAGUGCCUUCAUCUUAAGAUAGCUCGGUGGGACAACCACAUAUCACAGGCAUAGAAAGUAACAUUUUCCUCAAUGUAGCUAUCAGUAGAGUCAACGCUAGAAGGGAUGGGUCAAGUGCAAGUUCUGGUUAAGUUUUUUUGUAUUAGUAUUUUUUAAAAUAUUUUUUGGGUGAGGAGGAGAUACUCUUUGAAGAGGUAGGGUUUCAGAUGUCUGUCUGGUUGUCCAGCAAAACUCGAAUCCGUUUGACUGUAGCCAUUCUCUUCUGUUGCUGAUCUCCCUCCUACACAUAUUACCACACUGUGUGUGUUUGGAGGCUGCUCUGUUCUUGUCCUUUGUGUGCGACGUUUCCUAUUGUCUGUCUUGUUCACACACACACACACACUAAUGAAACAACCACAGUCCUGUAGAAACACACACACACUGCCACCUGUGACCGGAUCAGAAAACCAGUUUUUACAUUUCAUUAUGGUCAACAGAAUCAGGCUUGAUCAAAUGAUCCUCCGAUCGAGGAGGAUGAAUGCCCGGGGGUGGGGUUAGAGAUAGAUGGAAGAGAAUGAGCAUUGGAUUGUAAAUUACACAAUCCUUAUAUUGCUGUGCUAGCCAACAGUUUGUUUCUUGGACACGCUGACCUGAUUUGCUGCUGCUUUUGAAAUCGGAUUCAUAUACUGCACACUGAUUUCUGUUUUGUAGCUGCUACUGUCUCUGUUAUGAUGCUAUUUUUCAGGGUUUGAAUUAUACUGCGGCUUUUGGUAGAGCCUGACCGAUAUAUUGUUUCACCGAUAUUAUCAGAUGAUAUUGACCUCUUACCAAUAGAUUGAUAUCGGGCAACAAUUACACCAAUAACCGAUAUUCAUUACAUAGGAUGAAAAAAGGGAAUUUCAUGCUUAUCUGAACUAUUUGCGGCCAUUCGCAUAAUGUCAUUGUCACAAUUUAAGAAAACAUUUGAAGCAUAUUUCUUGGACAGUUACUCUUUUGGAUGACAAUAUUUGAGAACUCAGUGUGGAGAAAUGUCACUUUAAUUUCCACGCUGUUAAACAGUAUAUCGGCAGAAAUUGUUAUCUGUAAGUUUUGGCCCCCCCCAAAAAAUUGGAAUCUGUAUUGGACCCCAAAAAUGUAUCUAUAGAAAUGAAUGGGGGCUUUUCUUACAGUUGCACAGACACACCUGCCCAUCAUAUAGGCUAGCUACCUAUUUAUUAACUAGGCCUAACUGGGGAGGAACUUAGUGUUGGAGCCAAAUUCCCAUUGUCUUUAUUUGUGCUAUAUUUGUUUGCCCCAAUUUAGAAUAUAUUAUGAAAUAUUACCUAUGAUGAUGUAAUAUUUACGCUACAGACGUUAUUGUUGAGAAGACCAAUUUUCGGGAUGUCUCAUGGUCUGACAAACACCGAUGUAGCUCGGCCACCUUCCACCACAGAUGCGGAAGGCCGACGUAGGUAGAUGCGGUGGAUUGAGACGCAGCCCAUGCAAAAUACCAGGUAUCUCUAGUUUAAACGGACAGAUUUGUAUGGGGAUUCUUUCAUUAUGUUACUUAAAUUGACGCACAUGUGCAUCAAUAGACUCUUAAGGAUUAACUGGGGUUUUGGGUGGGCAGCCUGGAUUCACAUGGCUGUACCAUGAGAAGCUAUUAGAGGUGUUUGCUUGUUUUCUGUCCAAAUUUACUGCUACGGUGUAGCUACAUAGAUAAAGUAGAACAUUUUCAGGAGGCCAGUAUUGAAGGACCAUCAAUCUGAUUUAUGGCUCCAGUAAUGUGACACAGAUAAGCAGAGCUUUCUCUCUGGCAUAGUGUUAGGCUAAACUGCACAUGAGUGAGGAGUAGGCCUCCUGUAGCUCAGUUGGUAGAGCAUGGCACUUGCAACGCCAGGGUUGUGGGUUCGAUUCUCACGGGGGGGGGGGCCAGUAUGAAAAAUUUUCACACUCACUAAACUGUAAGUCGCUCUGGAUAAGAGCGUCUGCUAAAUAACUUUUAAAAAAGAGAGAGAAAAAAAAGAGUAUAGUCACUGCCUGUUUCCAUGCCUUAAGGCUACAGUAGUUUGGACACGUCUGUGGGACAGACGGUUCCUCUUUGCAUUGCAAAUUCCAUAACAGAUCUCAUUAAGUAUGAAGAAGGCAGCAGCAUCAACAGUGAAAGCACUGGCAUCCCAUCUACCAACGUGGGCUUCCAUUGGUCAGAAGCGGAGAGGAGAACCUCGAGACAGCACGACAUGGGUGGUGGGGUUUGUAGUCCCUGUUGAUUGACAAUAGCCUAAUUUCCACUAUCAAGCCAGACGAGGCUGUGCUACUUUUAAUUUGGCCCAAGGCUUAGUAUAGCCUAGCUCUGUGCCCGAUUUGAGUGCUUCAGUCCCUACACUUUUUCAAAUGGCCAGUGAUUGCUGUUUCCAACGUCACAUUGUAUUCCACCUCAAAUCUAUGCCAGGUUCUGCCGCACUAUGCCACUCAUCCACUGGUAAUCCAAAGAUCCAUGUCAGUUUUGAUCCAUAAUUGCCAAACUGACUGACACCCUCAUGGUAGAAGAUGCCCCUAAUGGCAGAUCCAAGAUAAGCCCACCCCUCCCGGAAGUCUUAUUUGAAACCACAAAGAGGGCAAAAAGACACAGACGUCAGAUCAGUGCAAUGGGGAUCUUCCUCACCCUGCAGCCUCCAUGUCACUGCCUGCCCCAAGUAUCCACACGGCAUGUGAUGUUAUUCUCCAUUUUACAGGGAGCCCUGGCCUCCUUUUUAAGUCACAUGGUUCAUCUUGGUGUGUUUCACUGCCCCGUGUUUGACUUAACAGAGACAUGUUCUGUCUCUUGUUGCCUGUCAAUCAUCUGAUCACAAUGAUGCAAACAGUCACAACUAAACUCACUGGGUUCAGACAGAGUGGGGAAACCCGUACAUUUCUUUGAUGCAGAUAUGAUAGACUUGACCAUAGAAUUAAGAGUUAGAGUACUCUAGUAAUUUAAUAGGAUCUCUAUGGACUUGAAUCCCUACAUGAGUGUGUUUGGCCUGUGGUUGACUGCAGGUCAUAUCUGAAAUAAGGUGCUUGUGCGUCUUAUGGUUGGGCAGUAUACAUUAUAUACCGUAUCCUGGGGUAUUACAAAUAUCCCUGGUAUGAUUUUCAAUACCAUUAUUUGUUUUUUUUUGUUUUAUUAAUGUGAAUAUUUGUAUUUUUUAUAAAUACCUGCAGUCAACUUGUGCGCUAGGUAAUAGAUAAAGCUGAUCGUGUUCAUCAGUUCACCUGUUAGAUUAUUUUUCAUUAUGAAGCUUACCAAUACUAGUUUCCCAGUCACGUGUGUAUUUACAAAAAAGCACAACAAGCAAAAUGAGAGCUUUGUGAGGUGAGUCACUCCUGCAGCGCAACUAAAGGUGAUCAAGUUACACUUUUAUGAAAUUCACUACUAAUGUUUGCCAGCUAUAUAUCUUCACUAUUAAGUUAGCUAUCUAAGAUGUACCAAAUACAUUCUCUCCAGCUGGGUUUUGCUAACUUGUUAGCUAAGUGGCUAAAGUUAGCUUGCAAGAUCAAGCUUCUUGGUAACAGCAGCAGAGACGAUCCCCUCCUGGAUUAAGAUCUGAUGUCUAUUUGUUUUUUUGAGUGCUGCAAAUUGCGUUAGAUACUUGCAUAACUUUAUGAGCUGGGUUGUCUAUCCUAGUAGUUAAUGUUCGCAUCCGCUCGUUAGCAUUUACCUAGCAUCCGCUAUGGGAAUUCCUUAGUACUUGCUAGCAUUUUGUUACCAUCUUGCUAACUAAUGUUUUUUGGACAUAUAAUUGCGCCCCUUGUGUGCACUGCUGGUAAUACCGUAUAUCCUGGGAUGCCACAGGCACGGUAUGAACAAAGAUUUUUAUAGCUAACCCAGAUGGACCAGAGCCUGUCGUUUCCAAUGGGAGCAAAUGAAUCAAAGUCGGCAGAACAAGUAAGGAGGUGGGCAGAGGCAAGCACGAGCUAGGGAGAUUCUAUUGGCGCGUUCUAUCAUUUAUUUGCAUAUUUCAGUUAGGGAACUCAUAUUCCGAAGUUUGCGUGUGCAAUAACUCAAUUUGCCUUUCUAAACUAAAAUGAACUGAAACUUUGGCAGAGGGUAAAGUCUACAAAACGCAGUCCACUCUGUUUGUUACAGAUUCUAGUUUUGGAAACAGAAAACUGUGUCAUGACAGUCAACGAGAAUUCAAAUAGGUCAGAUCAGGUUUGCAAUUAAUAACUUCAAUCAGACCCCCUCUCACCCGUAGAGGGGGGGUUAACAGCUCACACCCUGUCGUAAAUCAAGGGAGAAGGCCCAGGCUCUCCCUCUCAAGAUCCCCAAAGGAAUGUCUUUGUUUAACAGACUUUUUCCCGCUGAAACUUUAACACGUUCAAAAGCGAAUACUGGAACAAUAUUUCUAACAUAGAACGUGGGGAAUGGUUGGACACUAAUGUCAUAUUGGUUGUUAUUUUGUGAUGUUAUUAAAAAUGCUAUAAAGGAAAUACUGUAACUUCGAAAGUAUACCCACUAUAUGUACGAAGUGUCCAUCCUAUGCAUUGUGCAUGUAAUAUGAAAAAGGAUGAAAGUAUUUUUAAGAUAGGGAUGUGAUUUGAGAAAGCUAUACAGUGGGGAGAACAAGUAUUUGAUACACUGCCGAUUUUGCAGGUUUUCCUACUUACAAAGCAUGUAGAGGUCUGUAAUUUUUAUCAUAGGUACACUUCAACUGUGAGAGACUGAAUCUAAAACAAAAAUCCAGAAAAUCACAUUGUAUGAUUUUUAAGUAAUUAAUUUUGCAUUUUAUUGCAUGACAUAAGUAUUUGAUACAUCAGAAAAGCAUACCUUAAUAUUUGGUACAGAAACCUUUGUUUACAAUUACAGAGAUCAUACGUUUCCUGUAGGUCUUGACCAGGUUUGCACACACUGCAGCAGGGAUUUUGGCUCACUCCUCCAUACAGACCUUCUCCAGAUCCUUCAGGUUUCGGGGCUGUCGCUGGGAAAUUCGGACUUUCAGCUCCCUCCAAAGAUUUUCUAUUGGGUUCAGGUCUGGAGACUGACUAGGCCACUCCAGGACCUUGAUGCUUCUUACGGAGCCACUCCUUAGUUGCCCUGGCUGUGUGUUUCGGGUCGUUGUCACGCUGGAAGAACAGACACGACCCAUCUUCAAUGCUCUUACUGAGGGAAGGAGGUUGUUGGCCAAGAUCUCGCGAUACAUGGCCCCAUCCAUCCUCCCCUCAAUACGGUGCAGUCGUCCUGUCCCCUUUUGCAGAAAAGCAUCCCCAAAGAAUGAUGUUUCCACCUCCAUGCUUCACGGUUGGGAUGGUGUUCUUGGGGUUGUACUCAUCCUUCUUCUUCCUCCAAACACGGCGAGUGGAGUUUAGACCAAAAAGCUCUAUUUUUGUCUCAUCAGACCACAUGACCUACUCCCAUUCCUCCUCUGGAUCAUCCAGAUGGUCAUUGGCAAACUUCAGACGGGCCUGGACAUGCGCUGGCUUGAGCAGGGGGACCUUGCGUGCGCUGCAGGAUUUUAAUCCAUGAUGGCGUAGUGUGUUACUAAUGGUUUUCUUUGAGACUGUGGUCCCAGCUCUCUUCAGGUCAUUGACCAGGUCCUGCCGUGUAGUUCUGGGUUGAUCCCUCACCUUCCUCAUGAUCAUUGAUGUCCCACAUGGUGAGAUCUUGCAUGGAUUCCCAGACCGAGGGUGAUUGACCGUCAUCUUGAACUUCUUCCAUUUUCUAAUAAUUGCACCAACAGUUGUUGCCUUCUCACCAAGCGGCUUGCCUAUUGUCCUGUAGGCCAUCCCAGCCUUGUGCAGGUCUACAAUUUUAUCCCUGAUGUCCUUACACAGCUCUCUGGUCUUGGCCAUUGUAGAGGUUGGAGUCUGUUUGACUGUGUGGACAGGUGUCUUUUAUACAGGUAACGAGUUCAAACAGGUGCAGUUAAUACAGGUAAUGAGUGGAGAACAGGAGGGCUUCUUAAAGAAAAACUAACAGGUCUGUGAGAGCUGGAAUUCUUACUGGUUGGUAGGUGAUCAAAUACUUAUGUCAUGCAAUAAAAUGCAAAUGAAUUACUUAAAAAUCAUACAAUGUGAUUUUCUGGAUUUUUGUUUUAGAUUCCGUCUCUCACAGUUGAAGUGUACCUAUGAUAAAAAAUUACAGACCUCUACAUGCUUUGUAAGUAGGAAAACCUGCAAAAUCGGCAGUGUAUCAAAUACUUGUUCUCCCCACUGUAAGAGAUAAUUGUUUUCCAUAAGCUUUGCACAGUAAGCAGUCAUGCCCCCGAGUGAGGUCAGAGAGUGUGUCAUCCUGACGGAACCGGCCCUUUCGAGCAGAGUGUAUAAAAGGAUGGGUUAUGAAUUAACAUAUCAGACCAGAAAACGUGAAAGCGGCAGCUACACGUUUGAACUUUGAAUCUCAACAUGAGGUGGAGAGAAUAAACUCACCUCCCAGACAAUCACUGGUACGGCUGAUUAGCUGUCCUAAGUAUGGUACCUUCGAAAGCGAAUUUAAGUAGGACAAUCUGCUACUCGGCUCAAACCAUCUUAUUACGCUACUCUCAUCACCCCACUGGGGAACCAUCUAUACGGCUGGCUAGCCUAUCUUCAAAGAAGCAACUUCCAGAGCGACGGGAAGGUAAAUCAAUUAUGUAGUUCUGUUCAGAAUACAUGUCCAGUCUCCAAUGACUUGUCAACUACGAUGAAGGACAUUCUGAACCAUUUUGGACAAGAGCCUUACAAGCGUGCCGCGAAAAGGCCCAACCCCUUUCCAAGGCAGCCCGCUUCACCGAGAGAUUCCCGGCGAACUAAGACAUUUCAUGUAAAUACAUUCAUGAUUUCUAACUCAAUGUGGGCGGCGGUUCGUGUGCAAGGUAUAUGGGUACUGUAGUUGAGUGGUUUCUGAAUGUAUCAAGGUUAAGUGUCUCUGUCUCUCCCCCCCUAACAAGCCAUGCUGUCAUUCCACUAGGGACCUGUUUUCUCCAGUCAAUAACCGGUGCAGAGUGUGUAUGUUUACCCUGUGUUCCCAUUUAAUUAACUAGUAAAUAAUUAAACCAAUUUGUGUAGUACUGAAUCAUAAGUAAGGGUCGGGUUUUUGCAGAUGCAAGGAGGUUACAACGUUCAGAAUGAUGAUAUGAUACGAGGUUAUGAUUAAUAAGUUGACUGUUUAUAGAUGUGAUAGGUAAAGACCUUUUUUAGAGUUUAAUUCGGGAGAUGGUAACUCUUUAAAGAACUGCUCUCGGGGUGCCCCAAAUCCUAAUGAGUUAAUUGUUACAUGAUUAAUUUAAACGGGUAACAAUUAAACAGUUAGUUAAUUAGAGAACAGUCUUCAGAUUAGGCUAAUGUUAGUCACGUCACGACACUGUAUGGAGAUCAAAUGUUUCAUCUGAGAAAAUUAGCAGUCGGACAAAAUCCAUCUCGCUCAGUCUUCUCCCACUGCCUGCCACUGGGCUUCCUCUCAUCACAAUAUUUGGUAGUGAGUGGAAAUGCCAACCGGAUGCUUCACAUUUUAUACAUCCGGGGAAAUAUGUGGUAUGAAUGUAUUGAAAUCUGGACACCACCCACCCAAUCUUAGCAUGUCUUCCCUUUAGCAUCCUGUCGCUGUCCAUUUUAUGUGAGUUUCUCAUGCAAGUUAAAUAAGGGCUGGAAAGACUGAAUGGUCUUCUCUGUUAUUGUGUGUGUGUGUGUGUGUUAGGGCUGACCCCAUUUAGUCAAAAAAAAAAUGUGUUGGUAGAUCAGGUGUUGGUCGACCGAGAUUUCUGUAGUCGAGCAGUAUAAUAUAAUAAGAUCAUGGUCUGAUCACCUGUCUGAUUCGCUCCUGUCUGAGUGGACUGAUCAAUUGUGGUGGCCGUGGGGAUGGCACAGUCCAUCAGUCUAAGACGUGCUAAUGAAAUUAUAUAUUGUUAUAUUACAUAAGAACAAUGGUGCAACACUAAUAAAAACAUAUUAUUAUUUUAUGACAAAUGUGCUUUCUCCCGCGUUGGAUAGUGGUCGCUGUCCACAGUUCUGAAACACAUCAGUGCGCUGUUGAAUUGGUGCCUUUUCCUAGACCAUGUUGCUAUGUGCAUAAUAACGAAGUUAACCAGCAUAUUGGUUUUGAGAACAAUGCGGCGGAGGCAGCAACAGAAUGAGUUGAUGAGACAACUGCCCUUGCGUUAUUAUAUAACACAAAUGAAGAGUGAAGAAACCCAAACUUAAUUAUAGUGCAUUCGUAAAGUAUUCAGACCCCUUUUACUUUUUCCACAUUUUGUUAUGUUACAGCCUUAUUCUAAAAUUGAUUAAAUAAUGUGUAUUCCUCAUCAAUCUACACACAAUACCAGACAGAAGCCACUCCUCAGUAAAAAAUGGAGGGAAAGAUGAACGGAGCAAAGUACAGCGAGAUCCUUGAUGAAAACCUGCUCCAGAUGUGAUUAUGAUAUGCUAUUGGUCAGGCCCUAUUGUGCACUAUUUGGACGGGAUUAGUUUUACUGGGGGAGGUCGGGUAAUGUAAUGUAAUUAUGUGCAAGAGCACAAAACACCACGUGUAAUUUUAGUCCCGUCCGAAUCUGCCAUGUCAGUAAUUUUUACAUGGCAGAAGAGUGACAAUUCCAGCCAGAAUAACCUACUGUUUUUUUGGCCAACGCCAAGGUCCUUUGUUAAUACUAGUCCGUUGCAAAUCGACAUCCCUGUGUUUUGAGAGAAAUGUCUGAGUUUGAAAGGGGUUGCUCGCGGUUUGCGCGCAUAUACUUUUAACUGAUUCGAUAAAUUUAACUAAGUGCUGCGCAUAUACUUUGUGAAUGGCCUACAUGUAGCCUAUCAACUUUCACAGUGAAUGCUUUUGUUUUUAUGUUUUGUGCGUAUGAAUUGAAUAUUGCCAAAUGCAUCAGUAAAAUAUCCUAAGCCUAUUUAAUGCAACCCUUGCUGUUAAUAGAUCGCAAAGCAGUAUACAACUAACCUAAAUGUUUGGAAAUGAUAAAUUAACUUUCUCAUCCAUAGCCUUAAAACGCAUCUCAAGUGCAAUUGCACUGUUUAGCUGACAUCUGAAGGCUGGGGGGCAUUUAGGACGUAAUGAGGCUCACCAAAAUAUCCUAAUGAUUAUGAUCACACUUCCUCAAUUCAAAUAUUAUGGCGACACUAUACCAAAGAUGAUUUCAAAACCUGGGAACCAAUCUCGAGUUAUCAGUGUGGCCCUAUCACCUGGACAUGUUGGAAUACUGUGUCUUCAUUCCUAGAAUAAAAACCUCCAGGCUUCCGUCAUAACUGUCAAUUUAUUGAACAAAAAUAAGAAUUACAGGGGGCAGUUUGGGAAAAAAAAUAAUAAAAAAUCCUUUCCGAAUCGUCCUCUGGAAUAACGGACAUUCUGGAUAAAUAAUUACAUAACCAACGUUCUCUAGUAAUACUAGUCCCGUGCUAAAAGGUGUUUUGUCACAUGCGAAAAAUACACAUUAAAAAAAUGUCAACCAACCGAUUGGUCGAAAGAACAGAUGACUCUUGGUCGACUAAGAUUUUAUUUAGUCGGGGACAGCCCUAGUGUGUGUGUACUGUAUGUUCCUUUUUUGUUCUGGUGCAGGGUGAGGUCAAGUCUUUUACCUGAGUAGACGGGUGACUCAGUCAUGAGUCAGGUGUGUCCCACACCGUCAGCAGACAGCUUUGCCGGUACACGCACACUUUAUUGUUGCAUAUUGUCCCAGGGUAUAGGGCAUACAGCCAGUAUCAGUGUUAUGGCAUUGAGGCCCAGCACCUGGGUGUGUCGGCAACACCAUCUGCUCUCUUAGAGAGAGAGAACCAGUUAAUCGAAAUUGUGUGAAUCUGUUGUGUACGAAAGUGGGAUGGCACAUUCAGUGUGUGUAGUAUACACAGUUUGUUUGUUUUUGAAAUUGUUGACACCCGUUCGUGAGAGAGAGAUUCUGGACCUGAACGGGUUGUUUUGUUUUCUCAGUGUGAGCCUGCUGUGAUUGUGUGGGAUGUCAACUCCUAUAGAAUAGUGCUGUAUAAUUGUAUUUUUACUUGGACUUGGAGGUGUUCCAGCAGUCAAUCAUCCUAAGUAUAAUAUUGACUGGUAGCCUAGCAACAGAUCUCCAGAAUUUUAUAGGAUCUCUACUGAGACCCACUGCAACCACGGCAACAGCCUGUGCCCCAGGAAGUGAAAACGACAAACUUCCUGAUCAAUCAUAUUAUUGAUUGUAGACCAAAUGAAGGUCUCUUCUCCAGCAUUGACCACACACACACACGCAGCCUAGAUCCACACACACCAUGGAGAGGCCAGGGCAGCCCACACAGGAAGUGGUUUUAUUAACUCAUGUGGUUCGUAACGUCAUUUGGUAUGGGACGACAAUGCCCUGCACACAAUGGCAGCAGUGUCCUCCGUCUGAGUGUAACCACUCGAUCUUCAGUUCCGAUUGACAUGACUGGGAGCCAGUGGAGGCUGCUGACGUCCUCCCCUCAGCAGCCUCCACUGCUGGGAGCUGGACAGAGAGCAGCUAUUACUAAUGUACAGUCGGGUACGUAGCAGCAGGUCCUCUUCAGUGAAAAAUAAGACUGAGUACAGAACACACAGUACACGACCCAAUUUGCUUAUAGCCUAACCGCUUCCCUCUUCUUGAUCUCUCCUGUCAGUUCUGUUCUUCCCUUCUUUCUUCCCUUCCAUUUUCUCGCUCGCACAGCCUACUUCCUCUCUCCCGGUCUCUCUCUUUCUCUAUUCCGCUUCCUCUUUCUCUCUCUCCAUUUCGCUCUAUUUCUCGCUCGCUGACUCGCUCACUUAAAAUUCUAUUCAAAGCGGCUUUAUUGGCAUGGGAAACAUGUUUGCGUUGUCAAAGCAAGUGAAAUAAACAAAAGUGAGAAGACACAAAACAACAUCAACAAAAAAAAAAUAUAACUUAACAGUAAAUAUUGCACUAAAAAAGGUUUUAAAAAAGAAAUACAUUUCAAGUGUUCUAUUAUUCGCUAUGUACAGUGUUUUAGCAAUGUGCUAGUAGUUGUAGUACUAAUAGUAGGGGAAUAUAAGUAAACAGAUAAUAUUGGUGGUAUUUACUAUUUACAAUGUUUGUUCUCCACUGGUUGCCCUUUUUCUCAUGGCAACGGGCUACAUCUUGCUGCUGUGAUUGCACACUGCGGUAUUUCAGCAAACAGAUAUGGGAUUUUAUGAAUGUUAGACCAACAAAGAAUUUGAAAACAAAUCGAUGUGAUCUGUGGGAAAUAUGUGUCUCUAAUGUGGUCAUACAUUUGGCAGGAGGUUAGGAAGUGCAGAUCAGUUUCCCCCUCAUUUUAUGGGCAGCGGGCACAAAACCUGUCUUCUCUCGAGAGCCAAGUGCCUCACUCAAUAGAAAGGUUAUGCACACGGAGUCUGUACAUAUUCAAGAAUUUUGGGUCAGUCACAGUGGUCAGGUAUUCUGCCACUGUGUGCUCUCUGUUUAGGUCCAGGUAGCAUUCCAAUUAGCUAUUUCUUUGGUUGAUUCUUUCUAGUGUGUCAAAUUGUUAUCUUUUUGCUUUCUCAUAAUUUGGUUUGGGUCUAAUUGUGUUGUUGUCCUGGGGCUCUGUGGGGUCUAUUUGUAUUUGUGAACAGAGCCCCAGAACCAGCUGGCUGAGGAGACUCUUUUAUAAAUUAAUCCAUCUCUCUGUAGGUGAGGGCUUUGUGGUAGAAUGUGUGUGCAUCGCUUUCUUUUUAGGUGGUUGUAGAGUUUAACAGCUCUUUUCUGGAUUUUGAUAACUACCGGAUAUAGUCAUAAUUCUGCACUGCAUGCAUUGUUUGGUGUUUUGUGUAUAUUUUUGCAGAAUUCUGCAUGCAGUCUCAAUUGGGUGUUUGUUAGGGCUGUGACUUUAAUUGAAUAACCAUGUAAUUGACUGUGAUGGAUGAAGACCGUUUAAUAUGCAACAAGUUUUGAUUUAUUUCAUACCAUUUACAUGCUACGUGUGAGCAAUAAGCAUGUCUGGUUUCUCUGUCCUCUUAAUUUUGACGGAACGCACGCACCUGAGCAUGCAUAGAAGUACCUGGCCUACUUCUCGCAAAUGUAGGAAAGUGCCCAGCUGGGCUUCUCAGUCAUUAUUUUUUUAAAAGCUCCAUUCAAAUUAUAAUUGUUCCUCACAGUAUUUGAAAAAUCUUUCAAACACUCUCCUCCUCGAUAAUCAGCGUCGCUGAUAAAUAGGCUAUGGACAUGUUUUGUGUAUUUGUUUCUAUUUUAAUCAUUGUCAAUUUCAUCUUCAUACUAUAGCAUAGCUGUCCCCUUCAUACUUUCCUUGUCAAUUCAUUAUCUUAUAGGCUUUCUGAAAGUAGGCUAAGGUAGGCCUAGGUGUUUUUAAUAUGUUUUAAGGAAAGAAUAAACAUUUGCUUGUCUGACAUACGCUUGUGGUUUUGGUGCGUGCUUUUACGUGGGUGCGUGUGAGUUCGCUGAUUUUCUCUAUAUGUCCAUCCAGAAAGUUUCCUAAUGUAGCCUGUUUGGACUCCAUCUCUUUAAUAAGAAUAAAAUGCUCCUGUCAUGAUUUAGCUCUUAUAAAAGGCAUAUUUUCAGUAGCUUAGGCUACAUUAUUUAUCUCAAUAAGUGUACUUCUUGCGACUAUUUCGGGAAAGAUGGGACAAAACCCAUCAGACUUCGUUUGAAUGAUUUUGUGCGUCGAAAUAGGAUCUGUUUAAAAUUUUUGGUAUGCAGAAAAGCCAACCGAGAAGGACAAGGUAGGCAUAUCUUUAUUUUGACUCAGUUAAUGUUGUCAAUACAAAAAUGCGACAGAUCCUCUCCAACCUGACAUUUCUUAAUUUGUUGAUUUAAUAUUUAUAAGUAAUAACCUUAAUAAUAAUAAUAAUAAUAAUGAAAUGCCAUGAUAAUCACAGUGUAAUGGCUUGUUUCAAAUAGGUUUUAUUAAGAACCAUUUAACGUAUACAAGUGUACAAACAGAAUUGUAACCUCCCCCCCUGUGUACAUUAACCUGGCCAAUUACCAUAACCUCAAAUUCCAAGACCACCACAGCCCUAGUGUUUGGCCCGAGACCUCACUACAAUAGAUGGCAAUGGGUUCUAUAACUGAUUGAAGGAUUUUUUGCCAGAUCCUAUUUGGGAUGUUGAGUUUUAUGUUCCUUUUGAUGGCAAAGGUAGAAGGCCCUUCUAGCCUUGUCGCUUAGGUCAUUCACAGCCUUGUGGAAGUUACCUGUGGUGUUACUGUUUAGGCCGAGGUAGGUAUAGUUCUUUGUGGGAUCUAGGGCAACGGUGUCUAGAUAACAUGUGUAUUUGUUUUCUCUCGCUCUCCCCUCUCUCGCAGAUUGCAUUAUUGGCAUGAAAUACAAUUUGAUGGCUUUCCCAUAGAACUCUAUUCAACAUUUUGGGACAAGGUAGACCCUUCUUUACACAAAUGACAACACACGUCACUCAAUUCAGUAGUUCCAUGCAUAAAACAGUUAUUUAAGUUAUAUUAAAACCAGGAGAAUCUGGAGUCCCCUUCUGAUUAGAGACCCGUAAGUUGAAUAAAUUGACAAUAAAAUGAUAACAAAGGUUAUAAGCAAUAGAAUGGCAAAAGUCAUACCAGACUUGAUACAUAUCAAACAGGGUUUAUUAAAAAGAGACACUUGCAAAUACAGGAACAUAUUUCGGUUUAAUGCAAUACGCAAAAAAACAAGAGAUUCAUCAAUAAUGGCUGUUGAUGCCGAAAAGGCUUUUGACCCUCUUGAAUGGCCUUUUCUAUUCAAAACUUUGGAAGCGUUUAUCUUUCCAGCUGAAAUAAUACAUUAAAUAAAAAUAUUAUAUAAAUGUCCUAAAGCAAAAAUAUACACUAAUACAUUAUCAGAUGAAAUCGCUUUAGAAAGGGGCACAAGACAGGGAUGUCCCCUCUCCCCCCUCCUGUUUGCACUGGCAAUUGAACUGCUUGCAGAAAGAAUUAGACAGGACCCAUAUGUAACAGGUAUUGGUAAACAUGAAUAUCAACUAAACUUAUUUGGAGAUUAUCUCCAGAUUAUACCUGACUCGUAUUGAAAACUCAAUGCCCCCUUUGCAAAAAAAAUAUUUUCAGAAUACUCAAAUCACAGGAUGUAAAUGGAAACAAACAAUAAUGGCAAUAGGAAAAAUAAUAACUCACGAUCUACAGCAAUCCUUUUAAGUGGACCACAAAAAAUAUUGAAUACUUAGGAUGCUUAAUAAGUGACAACUUUAUUCAAUUACUCAACAAUAUAUAAGCAGAUCUAAUGAAAUAGAAUAAUCUUCCCAUAAAUCUUGAGGCAUCACUACAGACCUGGGUUCGAUCCCAGGCUGUGUCACAACCGGCCGUGACCGGGAGUCCGGUGCACAAUUGGCCCAGCUUCGUCCGGGUUAGUGGAGGGUUUGGCCGGAGGGGCUUUACUUGGGUCAUCGCUCUCUAGUGAGUCCUUGUUGCGGGCCGGGCUCCUGCAGGCUGACUUCGGUCGUCAGUUGAACAGUGUUUCCUCCGACACAUUGGUGUGGCUGGCUUCCGGGUUAAGCGGGCAGGUGUUAAGAAGCGCGGUUUUACGGGUUAUGUAUCGGAUAACGCAUGACUCGACCUUCGCCUCUCCCGAGCCCGUUGGGGAGUUGCAGAGAUGAGACAAGAUCAUAAUUGAAUAUCAUACAAUUGGGAAGAAAAAGGGGAUAUAUAUACAGUGGGGAAAAAAGUAUUUAGUCAGCCACCAAUUGUGCAAGUUCUCCCACUUAAAAAGAUGAGAGAGGCCUGUAAUUUUCAUCAUAGGUACACGUCAACUAUGACAGACAAAAUGAGAAAAAAAUCCAGAAAAUCACAUUGUAGGAUUUUUUAUGAAUUUAUUUGCAAAUUAUGGUGGAAAAUAAGUAUUUGGUCACCUACAAACAAGCAAGAUUUCUGGCUCUCACAGACCUGUAACUUCUAAUUUAAGAGGCUCCUCUGUCCUCCACUCGUUACCUGUAUUAAUGGCACCUGUUUGAACUUGUUAUCAGUAUAAAAGACACCUGUCCACAACCUCAAACAGUCACACUCCAAACUCCACUAUGGCCAAGACCAAAGAGCUGUCAAAAGACACCAGAAACAAAAUUGUAGACCUGCACCAGGCUGGGAAGACUGAAUCUGCAAUAGGUAAGCAGCUUGGUUUGAAGAAAUCAACUGUGGGAGCAAUUAUUAGGAAAUGGAAGACAUACAAGACCACUGAUAAUCCCCCUCGAUCUGGGGCUCCACGCAAGAUCUCACCCCGUGGGGUCAAAAUGAUCACAAGAACAGUGAGCAAAAAUCCCAGAACCACACGGGGGGACCUAGUGAAUGACCUGCAGAGAGCUGGGACCAAAGUAACAAAGCCUACCAUCAGUAACACACUACGCCGCCAGGGACUCAAAUCCUGCAGUGCCAGAUGUGUCCCCCUGCUUAAGCCAGUACAUGUCCAGGCCCGUCUGAAGUUUGCUAGAGUGCAUUUGGAUGAUCCAGAAGAGGAUUGGGAGAAUGUCAUAUGGUCAGAUGAAACCAAAAUAGAACUUUUUGGUAAAAACUCAACUCGUCGUGUUUGGAGGACAAAGAAUGCUGAGUUGCAUCCAUAGAACACCAUACCUACUGUGAAGCAUGGGGGUGGAAACAUCAUGCUUUGGGGCUGUUUUUCUGCAAAGGGACCAGGACGACUGAUCCGUGUAAAGGAAAGAAUGAAUGGGGCCAUGUAUCGUGAGAUUUUGAGUGAAAACCUCCUUCCAUCAGCAAGGGCAUUGAAGACGAAACGUGGCUGGGUCUUUCAGCAUGACAAUGAUCCCAAACACACCGCCCGGGCAACGAAGGAGUGGCUAUGUAAGAAGCAUUUCAAGGUCCUGGAGUGGCCUAGCCAGUCUCUAGAUCUCAACCCCAUAGAAAAUCUUUGGAGGGAGUUGAAAGUCCGUGUUGCCCAGCGACAGCCCCAAAACAUCACUGCUCUAGAGGAGAUGUGCAUGGAGGAAUGGGCCAAAAUACCAGCAACAGUGUGUGAAAACCUUGUGAAGACUUAGAGAAAACGUUUGACCUGUGUCAUUGCCAACAAGGGUAUAUAACAAAGUAUUGAGAAACUUUUGUUAUUGACCAAAUACUUAUUUUCCACCAUAAUUUGCAAAUUCAUUAAAAAUCCUACAAUGUGAUUUUCUGGAUUUUUUUCCCUAAUUUUGUCUGUCAUAGUUGACGUGUACCUAUGAUGAAAAUUACAGGCCUCUCAUCUUUUUAAGUGGGAGAACCUGCACAAUUAGUGGCUGACUAAAUACUUUUUUCCCCCACUGAAUAUCUACAUAGGCGUACAGAGGCCCAUUAUCAGCAACCAUCAGUCCUGUGUUCCAAUGGCACGUUGUUUGCUAAUCCAAGUUUAUCAUUUUAAAAGGCUAAUUGAUCAUUAGAAACCCCUUUUUGCAAUUAUGUUAGCACAGCUAACAUAAGCAAUAAACACAGCAAUAAAACUGGCCUUCUUGAGACUAGUUGAGUAUCUGGAGCAUCAGCAAUUGUGGGUUUGAUUACAGGCUCAAAAUGACCAGAAACAAAGAACUUUCUUCUGAAACUCGUCAGUCUAUUCUUGUUCUAAGAAAUUAAGGCUAUUCCAUGCGAGAAAUUGCCAAGAAAAUUAAGAUCUCGUACAACGCUGUGUACUACUCCCAUCACAGAACAGUGCAAACUGUCUCUAACCAGAAUAGAAAGAGGAUUGGGAGGCCCUGGUGCACAACUGAGCAAGAGGACAAAUGCAUUAGUGUCUAGUUUGAGAAACAGACGCCUCACAGGUCCUCAACUGACAGCUUCAUUAAAUAGUACCCGCAAAACACCAGUCUCAAUGUCAACAGUGAAGAGGCGACUCUGGGAUGCUGACCUUCUAGACAGAGUUGCAAAGAAAAAGCCAUAUCUCAGACUGGCCAAUAAAAAGAAAAGAUUAAGAUGGGCAAAAUAACACAGACAAUGGACAGAGGCAGAUUGGAAAAAAGUGUUAUGGACAGACAAAUCGAAGUUUAAGGUGUUCGGAUCACAAAGAAGAACAUUUGCGAGACGCAGACCAAAUUAAAAGAUGCUGGAGAAGUGCUUGAUGCCAUCUGUCAAGCAUGGUGGAGGCAAUGUGAUGGUCUGGGGGUGCUUUGGUGGUGGUAAAGUGGGAGAUUUGUACAGGUUAAAAGGGAUCUUGAAGAAGGAAGGCUAUCACUCCAUUUUGCAACGCCAUGCCAUACCCUGUGGACGGUGCUUGAUUGGAGCAAAUUUCUUCCUACAACAGGACAAUGACCCAAAGCACAGCUCCAAACUAUACAAUAACUAUUUAUGGAAGAAGCAGUCAGCUGGUAUUCUGUCUAUAAUGGAGUGGCCAGCACAGUCACUGGAUCUCAACCCUAUUGAGCUGUUGUGGGAGCAGCUUGACCGUAUUGUACGUAAGAAGUGCCCAUUAAGCCAAUCCAACUUGUGGGAUGUGCUUCAGGAAGCAUGGGGUGAAAUCUCUUCAGAUUACCUCAAUAAAUCGAGAACUAGAAUGCCAAAGGUCUGCAAGGCUGUAAUUGCUGCAAAUUGAGGAUUCUUUGACGAAAGCUAAGUUUGAAGGACCCAAUUAUUAUUUCAAUUAAAAAUCAUUAUUUCUAACCUUGUCUCUGACUACAUUUCCUAUUCAUUUUGCUAUAUUUCCUAUUCAAACUCAUUUCAUGUAUGUUUUCAUGGAAAACAAGGAAAUGUCUAAGUGACCCCAAACGUUUGAACGGUAGUGUGUGUGUGUAUAUAUAUAUAUAUAUAUAUAUAUUUAUUUAUUUAUUUAUUUAUUUAUUUAUUUAUUUAUUUAUUUAUUUAUUUAUUUAUUUAUUUAUUUAUUUAUUUAUUUAUUUAUUUAUUUUCUACUGCUUGACUAAAAAAAUCUGUCGACUAAUUGGGGUCAGCCCUAGUAGAAGUUGUGGAGUAGAGUUCCACCCUAGAGAAUACGAGGUGGGGGUGACAGAGAGAAAGGAUGGCAGAACACACACACACACACAUUCAUAUCACCUGACCUACUAAUAUUACAGUCCCUGACUGUACUGUAUAGCAGAUGUUUUAGAUUAACUUUUAUAAACAAGUGUUUUGACAACCUUUUAUGCUUUGGCCAGCCUGUUAUAGCCUGGCAGUAAAACCAGUAACUAGAUUAGAUGGAUCUGAUAUAGGCUGAAGAUGAAAUCCAGGCCUAAUGUUUGAGGUACUGCUGCUCAGAACAGUUGCCUGUAAAGAAGAGGCUGAAGUUUAACCUCUACGGGAUCGGUGUCCCGUAUACUGGACGGUUGAGCUAACGUGCGCUAAUGUGAUCAGCAUGACUGUUGUAAGUAACAGCAAACUUUCCAGGACAUAGACAUGUCUUAUAUGGUCAGAAAGCUUAAAUUCUUGUUAAUCUAACUGCACUGUCCAAUUUACAGUAGCUAUUACAGUGAACAAAUACCAUGCUGUGGUUUGAGGAGAGUGCACAACAACAACAAACGUAUCACGGCAACUGGUUUGAUACAUUCACCUCUGAAGGUAAAUAAUGUACUUACAUUCAGUAAUAUUGCUCCGAUUUGUCAUCAUAAGGGUCCCAGAGAUAAAAUGUAGCAUAGUUCUGUUUGAUAAAAUCAAUUUUUAUAUUCAAAUGUAGGAACUGGGUUCUACAGUUUGAACCCCUGCUGUCUCUGGCUCCACACCCACCCCGCCCUGCCAUCUAGAUGUGUCAAAGUUAGUGUAUAAGCUAAUGAUCCAUCAUAUAUGACAUUCCUGGGUGUGUGUAAACUUACAUUUGGUAUUACCAUAUCAUUUUUGUAUGUUCUCUAUAGUUAUGUACUUGAAAAUUUAUCAAUUGACCAAUUCGGCACAUUUGGGCAGACUUGAUACAAAAUAGUCCAGUAUUGCAACGCUUCACUGGAUCAAUCUGAAACUUUGCACACACACUGCUGCCAUCUAGUGGCCAAAAUCUAAAUUGGGCCAAAACUGCAAUAUUAUAUUUUAAAUUUUAGUAAUUUAGCAGAUGCUCUUAUCCAGAGCCACUUACAGUUAGUGAGUGCAUCAUUUUAAUUUUUUUUCAUACUGGUCCCCUGUGGGAAACAAACCCACAACCCUGGCGUUGCAAACGCGAUGCUCUACCAACUGAGCUACACGGGACCAUAUUGUGGCCUUUCUUGCAUUUCAAAGAUGAUGGGACAAAACAAUUAUAGAAAACGCAUGUUUUUUUGUUUAUCUUUUAGCAGAUCUAAUGUGUUAUAUUCUCCUACAUUAAUUUCACAUUUCCACAAACUUCUAAGUGUUUCCUUUCAAAUGGUAUCAAUAAUAUGCAUAUCCUUGCUUCAGGUCCUGAGCUACAGGCAGUUAGAUUUGGGUAUGUCAUUUUAGGCAAAAAAAUAAUAAUGUUAAGGAUCUGAUCCUUAAGAGCUUAAAUUCCACAUCUGAGGAUUCUGGUUCUUUUUAUGUAGGUUAGUUCCUAUGGGACCUUGUCAAAUGGGGAAACGCCUACCUAGUCCAUUGGAAGGCUUUGACCUCUUGGGACCUCCUGUGAGCCUCCACCCCAUCACAUGCCUGUGCUGCCACACUCCAACCAGUUGGAUGACCUACUCUGUGGUCAGUGUACACAGCCUGGCCUGGCUGGAUUUGACUGGCAGGUCGCUGGGGGCCGAGGAUGUCUGAAGCUUCAAUACAAAAGGUGUAUGUGUUCAUCAUGCACCAAAUGGAAGAAAACAGACUGAAAUGGGAAGGGACUCCUUUUAAUUUCUGUUGCAAAACGUUUUAAAACAUUUUCUGUUACAUGCCCAAAUGAACACAACCCAUGCUUUGUUUUUGUAGAGCUUCUUUGACUCACUUUUCUUCAGGGAAAUGUUUUGGAAACCUGCUAGUUGCAUGUUAUUGAUGAAUUUGAUUAAUCAGAAAAUGAGGUUGUUCCAAUGGCAACGAUCCGCUCUUUCCAUGACAACUUUUUUAACAAGUCAUUUAGCAGAUGCUCUUAUCAGAGUGAUUUACGAUUUUAGUUCAUUAAUCUUAAACUGGCUAGGUGAGCCAAUAACACAAUCGUAUCAAGUUCAUUUUUCCUUCAACAAAGUAGGCCUAUUUUUCAGCAAAGUCGGUGCUAGUAGGUAAAGAUACUCUUCAUAUAUUGAUGAAAUAUAAAAAAUAAAAAUAAACAUUUAAACAAUUAGAGGUGUCGUGUGCUGUUGUACAGCACAGGCUGGGCUGGGCUAGGUAGAACUGAUGUUUGUGCUCAGUCCUGCAGCGGUUUAGAGCCGGGAUCGUCAGCUGACUGGCUGUGUUGGUCACAUUCUCUAUAAUCAGCUAUGGACUUCUCGCUCUCAUUAUUAUUAUUAUUAUUAUUAUUAUUAUUAUUAUUAUUAUUAUUAUAAUAUAUGCCAUUUAGCAGACACUUUUAUCCAAAGCGACGUAUACAUCUCUGUAUCUCUUUAUUUCUCUCUGUGUAUUCAUUUUUCUAUGGUCUUCUGCUUGUCCCACCACACCCCUUAUUGACAUGUCAAUGGUCCCACACCUAUCCUUGACUUCCCACUUCCUCCUGAUCACUUGACUUCUAACCUGAGUAGUGACUGAAUCAUGUCAAUAGAGACUGACUGAAUAACUGUGACUAUAUUAUCAUCAUAGUCAUAUUAUCACAUAUUAGGUAUUUACCAACUUGAUGCGGAGUAGCUGAUAAUGUUUAACCCGAGGAUGUUGUGUCUCCCCUCAGGUACGGUAUUAGGCCAGAGAAUGUGAUCGUUUAUGGUCAGAGUAUCGGUACGGUCCCGUCCGUGGACCUGGCGGCACGCUACGAGAGCGCCGCGGUCGUCCUGCACUCCCCCCUCACCUCUGGCAUGAGAGUGGCCUUCCCAGACACCAAGAAAACCUACUGCUUUGAUGCCUUUCCCAAGUGAGAGAGAUACACACACACACACACACACACACACAGCGCAUAAAAGCAGUCAUGUUUGAGUCACUCUGGACUCAAAAGGUCCACCUGGUGGUCCUUGGUUGCCACCAGGUUAUGGAGAAUUGCACUGUUGACAAGGCUAAAAGGGUAAACUGCCUGCUGUUGAAAUGGCCACAUUGGGUUAUUUUAAAUCCUAUUCAUGUCAUCUGUUUCAUCAUUGGUUGGAAAUUAAACUUGCUAACAGUUCCCUUCCUCUUUUGUGCGUGUGUUUGUGGUGCGUCCAUGCAUCUGUCCUCGCCUUGCCUCCCAAAGUAUUGACAAGAUCUCCAAGGUGACGUCGCCGGUGCUGGUGAUCCACGGGACGGAAGACGAGGUGAUCGACUUCUCCCACGGCCUGGCGCUGUACGAACGCUGCCAGAGGCCCGUGGAGCCCCUGUGGGUGGAGGGCGCCGGCCACAACGACGUCGAGCUCUACGGACAGUACCUGGAGCGCUUGAAACAGUUUGUGGCCCAUGAGCUCGUCAACUUGUCAACUUGA